AUGUUAGAUAACGGCCGGCCAAAAUCGAGACCGUGUAAGUGUCCGGACCGUGAUGGCUGUAUAAGAAACUGUAUGCCAUCGCCAUGGAUUCGGCCACCACAACCACCAUUGCAGGUACCACCUCCUAGACAGAACCAUGAUGAUCACAGCUUGUUGGUUACCGGCAUGACAAUGAUGGGAAGCAUGCUAUGUUCGGCUCUUAUUCUAUGGUACAUCAACACGGUCGGUCUGCAACAAUCGGUGAUCGAUUCGAUCAUGGUUUUCAAGUAUAAAAAAGAUGAACGAUUGAUUGAAGGAAGCGAAUGUUCCGUUUGCUUGAAUGAGUUCCAAGAAGAUGAAAGCCCAAGGCUUUUGCCAAAGUGUAGCCAUGGUUUUCACCUUGCUUAUAUUGAUACUUGGUUAAGGUCGCACCAAAACUGCCCAUUGUGUCGUGCUCCCGUUGUUUCCGAUACCAUGGUAGCUCAAACCAGUGCAUCGGAACCGAGUUUCAUCAGUUCAGGGUCAAGCAACAAAAUCAUGGUCGAAACUGAUGUCGGAGAAGGUCGAACCUGUGGGAUUGAAGAUGGAAACACCUCGGAAAAUUGUAGAAAAAAUCUGGGUCAUUCUGAUGGAAAUGUAUUGAGCGAUUUAGAUGGAAUUCAAGCAACGAGGAGGUCGGUUUCGUUUGAUUUAACAGCUGCUAAGCAUAAACAUGGUAGUAGUUUAGACACUGAAUUAGAGCAGUUAGAGUAUUCAAAGGGAAAGAUACAUUCAAGCAGAUGCAAAGUGAUGAGAAGUUGUCCGAGCGGGGGAUGUUUAUCCAAGGGGGCUGUUUCAAUGAAAAGAUUUUUCUCAUCUGGGGGAAUUUUCUUGUUAUCCAAACCAAAUAGAACCCAAGGCUCCAUCCUUCCCUUGUGACAUUACAGAUUUGUG
Molecule: messenger RNA, 912 nt
Organism: Hibiscus syriacus
Lineage: Eukaryota; Viridiplantae; Streptophyta; Magnoliopsida; Malvales; Malvaceae
Product: E3 ubiquitin-protein ligase RING1-like
Exons: 2
Coding region: 1-897 (298 amino acids)
Biological process (GO): protein ubiquitination
Source: RefSeq, a predicted model, not a curated record